Lasiosphaeria miniovina is the source of this 913-nucleotide messenger RNA. RefSeq lists its product as uncharacterized. The record is from RefSeq and is a predicted model, not a curated record. The transcript has a single exon. Lineage: Eukaryota; Fungi; Ascomycota; Sordariomycetes; Sordariales; Lasiosphaeriaceae. The coding region runs from base 278 to 757 and encodes 159 amino acids.
AGCUCCAGUCUGACAGCAAAACCCGCCCAGCAGCGUGUGUGUGGGGGGGAGGGGCACGAUGUGUGGGUGCAAGCAGGUAGGCAAGCGGGCCGGGACUCGCCGCGGUCCUAGCGGCUAUGCCAUGGCGACCUCGCCUCGCAGCUCCCUGCAGCGAGGGUGGCUGCAGGUCCCGCAGUAGAGGGUGCUCUUGCCGCAGGCCACCACCCUAUCGCAGCCGCACGUGGUGGACUGCGACAUGAGGGUGGUCGAGCAGGCGUAGCUGAUCUUGGUGCCGCACAUGGUUGCGUGGUCUCGUGAUUCUUCUGCUCUUCACCUAGGGGGGUUGCUAAGAGCCGUGUCAGCAAUGGGUCAUCUGAUGAGAUGGAUGGGAUCGCAGGUAUGCUUAGAUAUACACGCAGUGGACCAGGUGGACGUACAAUACAGUAGCGGAGACUGUCGACACGGUGUCGCCAAGGAGUCUGGGACAAGGGAGAUAGUCGUGCCGUUCCGCUGUUGCGGGGAGUGGUGUCUGGGGGAGGCUCGGAUGGGUGGCGAAGGUGAUCUGGGGUUGAUGAUCAACUGGGGUCUUUGCUGUCACCCCCUGCUCGUGACGGGGUUGCCGCCGGUGGCUGAUAUAACUGUCCGUCGAAGCGGGUUCUUGGCAUGGAGCGGAAGUUGCCGAGCUGUUUCUAUAUAUGUCCUGGGUGUGCCGUGGCGGCGUGUUUGUCUUGUAUUGUCUUGUCUUGUAGCCAAGUGGCAGCGGUGUGAGUGCGUAUGAGUGAUGGUAUCUCAGGCGCGGAUUCUGCCGGAUGCUGCAUGCAUGUGUUGUUGGGGGUUUGUGGUAGAUUUUUUUCCUUUUUUAAUUCUCCAAAUUUCAGCCCAACGUAAAAAUGAGUCGUCGAGCUGUCGGUUCGGCAGGAGAGAUGGGUGCUUG